AACGAAGGGUUUCUUCUUUCCGGUGGGCCCAGCACCAUAGAGGGUCGGCCCCCGCCACGUUCCUAGAGCGGCCGCACGGCGCCGACUGACGGCGAGGCCCGCACUUCCGGCGGCGCGAGGGGCGCCCAGCGAGCGAGCGAGCCAAGGCGGCGGGCGGCCCGCUGCGCGAAAAUUGAGCUGUGUAGCUCUAGGAAGUGAAACUUCAGAAGAAGAGAGCAGACUCUUAAGAAUACAUUUGGCUCAUCACCAUGCGGUUAGGAAAACCAAAGGGAAGUAUUUCUCGGAGCUCAAGCCAAGGAAAAGCCUAUGAGAACACACGCAAAACAGGCCGGCAGCGGCAAAAAUGGGGAAUGACUGUUCGAUUUGACUCAAGCUUGAGUAGACUGAGAAGAAGCCUGGAUGAGAAGCCUUAUAAAUGUACUGAAUGUGAAAAGAGUUUCAGUCAGAGCUCAACUCUUUUUCAACACCAGAAGAUUCACACUGGAAAGAAAUCCCAUAAAUGUGCCGAUUGUGGGAAAAGUUUCUUUCAGAGCUCUAACCUCAUUCAGCAUCGGCGGAUCCAUACUGGGGAAAAACCCUAUAAAUGUGAUGAGUGUGGAGAAAGGUUUAAACAGAGCUCAAAUCUCAUUCAGCACCAGAGAAUUCAUACUGGAGAAAAACCCUAUCAGUGUGAUGAGUGUGGCCGCUGUUUCAGCCAGAGUUCCCACCUUAUUCAACAUCAGAGAACCCACACAGGGGAGAAGCCCUACCAGUGCAGUGAAUGUGGCAAAUGCUUCAGCCAGAGCUCUCAUCUUAGGCAGCACAUGAAGGUGCACAAAGAAGAGAAACCUCGUAAAACCCGGGGCAAAAAUAUUAGGUCAAAAACUCACUUAGUGUCCUCCUGGAAAGCUGGCACAGGUAGGAAGUCAGUGGCUGGUCUCCGCUAAGGAAAGGGCACUGCUUCGGCCUUUAAAAUAAAUAAAUAAAUAAAUAAAAGCUAUCUCUUUUAGAACUGGAGAUAUUUUGUAAUAGAGCACUUAAAUACUAUAUCCUUUCCUAGCAUGGAGACAUUGUAAUGACAUUGGGCUGAAAGAAACUAUGAGUCCAACUGUUCUCAUCUUUUUUUUUUUUUUUUUUGAUGUAACUUGGAGUACAAAAGACUGAAACUAUGUUUUGAGAGAAUAUAAGACCCUUGACCUCAUGUGAUGCUGCUUCCUGCAUCAUUUUGACAAAAACAACCAUGUUUUGAUGACACAUGUGAAAGUGCAGAUAUUCUGAUGACUCCUCAGCUUUAGGACUUUCUGUGGAAGGAGGAAUUAAAAGGGAGAAGAAAUUAAUCCCAUUAGUUUGGAAGUUCUGCAACCGAUGAGGAGAUUUUAUGUUUGUAAAGUUUUGUAGUAUAUUAACCAUUGGUUUGUAAGUAUGACUCAAGAUCAACAUAUUAACAUGUAUUCAUGUUCGAAGAUUUUUAAUCAACAAAGCCCCAUCACUCUGUUAGCUUUUUUUUUUCUUCCGCUUCUGCUUAUGGAUAGUUACUAAUUAAAGGAAUUGAAUUUCCCUCUUUUAUACCAAAUUCUUAGAUUCUAGAAGCCAAAGUGAGAACUGAAUUAGAUCACAAGUCUCCUAUUCUUAGAAGCACAGUUCUUUGAGGUGGUGUUACACUGUGUCACUUGUUUUCCAGAAGUUGGGGUGGACUUACGUUGAUCCAUCCCCAUUUGUCUUUUGGCAUUCUCUUAUGCUCUGACAAACUGAGCUAGCCUUUUAGAUCUACAUCAAUAAAUAAUUAAACCCUAUACCAACACACCUCAACUUGUUAAUUAGAAAUCUACAAUUUACUCACUUCCCUGCUUUCCCCCUUGGAGAGUUUUCAGUAACGUUGCUUAUCUUAAAUGUUUGUCAACAGCGAAAGUCAUUUAAUUCAAGUGUUGGUGCAUUUGUAGCUCCAUGUGUAGAUUUCGAAAUGUAAGCUAACUUUCUCUGAGUUAAUAUGAAUUAUUUAUGAAGUCUAGCAUACAUGUUUCUUAACUUUUAUCAGAACAGUGCCAAGUGUCAGACUUUCUGAUCAGCCUUCAGCUCAGGUUUUAAUUUCUAUGGAAUGCUAACAUUCUUCUGGUUUUUUUGUAUCUUUUAUAAUCAUACCAGUUCCUGCUGUAUUAAUGACAGUUAUCCAUAAAAAUAAAACAAAAUGAAAUAUUUUGCAUACUA
Messenger RNA from Callorhinus ursinus (northern fur seal), 2184 nucleotides. It is a transcript of the gene ZNF22, whose product is annotated as zinc finger protein 22. Lineage: Eukaryota; Metazoa; Chordata; Mammalia; Carnivora; Otariidae. Gene Ontology annotation, biological process: regulation of transcription by RNA polymerase II. The record is from RefSeq and is a predicted model, not a curated record. Gene Ontology annotation, molecular function: DNA-binding transcription factor activity; RNA polymerase II cis-regulatory region sequence-specific DNA binding.